AUGUUUGUGCCGAGUGAAGGCAAAAAAGAGGAGGAUUCAAUAAACGAGCCGUUGGAAAUAAACAUUAACAACAUUGCAAAUAAAUUGGCGAAUAUAUUAUAUAUAACUAACGUUUCAAUGAGAGAAAAUUUUGAAUUAAGAAAUAAUUUACCAUAUGCCAAAUUUAUAAAUGAUAUGAAAUCCUACUGUGUAAAUUUAAUACAGUCAAUUAAUAAUUUAAGUAGUACUUUUUAUAAUUUAUCGUGCUUACCUGUUCAUACGAUACCUCGAAAUCCAUAUAACAAUGUCCAGGAUGUGAAUACAAUCACUAACAAUAUUAGUGUAGAUGAUUCUGUGGACAAAAUAAAAGAAAAUAAAAAUUUACUUUCAACCUUUCACGCGAAAUAUAAAAAAAGUGAAGAUUUUAAGAACAAUGUUAAACGAAUUGAAAUUUUCAAUGAUCAUGUUUUUUCAGCUUUAAAUAAUCUUGAACACAUUAAAAUUCCAGGAAAAUAUGAACAGGCAAUAAUUUUUGGAAAUGUACUCUCGGAACGUUUAAAAAAUAAACAAAAAGAUUAUGAGCACUUGGAAUUGUACAUUGCUAAAAUAAAUUAUGGUCUCUUUUAG
Messenger RNA from Plasmodium malariae, 606 nucleotides. Its product is annotated as conserved Plasmodium protein, unknown function. Lineage: Eukaryota; Apicomplexa; Aconoidasida; Haemosporida; Plasmodiidae. The transcript has a single exon. The record is from RefSeq and is a predicted model, not a curated record. Bases 1 to 606 code for a protein of 201 amino acids.